ACUUCCGGCUGUACGUCCUUUUCAGCGUAGCACGACGGCGCGGACGAACAGCUAAAAUGAGCAAGGUUUCCAGGGAUACGCUGUAUGAAGCCGUGAGGGAGGUCCUGCAGGGCUCUGUGGCCAAGCCAAGGAAGUUUGUGGAGACUGUGGAGCUGCAGAUCAGCCUUAAAAACUAUGAUCCCCAGAAGGACAAGCGUUUCUCCGGCACCGUCAGGCUGAAGACUCUCCCCAGGCCCAAGUUCUCCGUGUGUGUUCUGGGAGACCAGCAACAUUGCGAUGAGGCCAAAGCUGCUGAGAUUCCUCACAUGGACAUCGAGGCUCUGAAGAAGCUCAACAAGAACAAGAAGUUGGUCAAGAAGCUCGCCAAGAAGUACGAUGCCUUCCUGGCCUCAGAGUCUCUGAUCAAGCAGAUCCCCCGUAUCCUGGGCCCUGGACUGAACAAGGCUGGCAAGUUCCCCUCCCUGCUCACCCACAACGAGAACAUGAACACAAAGGUGGAUGAAGUCAAAUCCACAAUCAAGUUCCAGAUGAAAAAGGUGCUCUGUCUGGCCGUGGCUGUCGGACACGUGAAGAUGACCGAGGAUGAACUUGUUUACAACAUCCACUUGUCUGUCAACUUCCUGGUGUCUCUUCUGAAGAAGAACUGGCAGAACGUGCGUGCCCUCUACAUCAAGAGCACCAUGGGCAAACCCCAACGCCUCUAUUAAAUGUGUUUUUGUUAAUAAAAGAAGAGAAGCUCCUAAA
Nematolebias whitei (Rio pearlfish) is the source of this 744-nucleotide messenger RNA. It is a transcript of the gene rpl10a, whose product is annotated as ribosomal protein L10a. The record is from RefSeq and is a predicted model, not a curated record. The transcript has 6 exons. Gene Ontology annotation, molecular function: structural constituent of ribosome; RNA binding. Gene Ontology annotation, biological process: translation. Bases 57 to 707 code for a protein of 216 amino acids. Lineage: Eukaryota; Metazoa; Chordata; Actinopteri; Cyprinodontiformes; Rivulidae. Gene Ontology annotation, cellular component: large ribosomal subunit.